Messenger RNA from Colletes gigas, 2677 nucleotides. It is a transcript of the gene Ric, whose product is annotated as GTPase HRas. Gene Ontology annotation, cellular component: plasma membrane. The record is from RefSeq and is a predicted model, not a curated record. Gene Ontology annotation, molecular function: GTP binding; calmodulin binding; GTPase activity. Lineage: Eukaryota; Metazoa; Arthropoda; Insecta; Hymenoptera; Colletidae. The transcript has 5 exons. Gene Ontology annotation, biological process: Ras protein signal transduction. The coding region runs from base 439 to 1146 and encodes 235 amino acids.
UAGAAUAGUUUUAGAAAUACAUUUUAUCCGUUCUUGGCCAAAUGUGUGGUAGUAAGCAGGUCCAUUAUUUUGACAAUAGAGCUGGUGAAUACGCCCCUGGGUGCACAAUUGCGCGCGUGCCUAAUCUUCGCCGCUGUCACAUUCUGUCAAGCCCCGGUCGUCAGCCUGAGCUCAUCAGCCAUGCUGUCUCUAACUGUAAAGAGCAUAAAUCCAAGGCAUUAAGUGUCGCUUGGCGCGGUUCCGGGCCACUGCGAAAAACGACGGCUCCCAAUCGCGAUCAAACAUGUACCGUAUCGUUUCCGAUCUAACAGCCGAUACGGGUGUGUCUACGCGCGUGUUCCGAUACGUGACCAAGUAUGUCAGUCAGUUCGUAAAAGUGCGACGUGUGCCGUAGCCGUAGCAAGCAUUAGGUUACCGGUAAACAGGAAUUCCCUAACGAUGUCAGCUGACAUCCUGCAGGACAGAGGUGUAGCCUUGAAUGGCAAGAACGAUAUACCGGUAGCCCCGCAGCCAACAACCAGGGGUGGACUCAGAGUCUACAAGAUCGUUGUUUUGGGCGACGGUGGGGUUGGUAAAUCAGCUAUCACUCUGCAAUUUGUCAGUCACAGCUUCCUUGACUAUCACGAUCCAACAAUAGAGGAUUCGUACCAACAACAGGCAGUCAUAGAUGGUGAGGCUGCGCUGUUAGAUAUAUUGGAUACUGCUGGACAGGUAGAAUUCACAGCUAUGCGUGAUCAAUAUAUGAGAUGUGGAGAGGGCUUUAUGAUAUGUUAUUCUGUAACAGAUAGGCAUAGUUUUCAGGAAGCUUUAGAAUAUCGAAAAUUGAUAUCUCGUGUAAGGGCUAAUGAGGAUACACCGUUGGUGUUGAUCGGCAAUAAGUUUGAUUUACAACACCAAAGAAAGGUAACUACAGAGGAGGGGAAGGCACUUGCUGAUCAGCUUGGUUGUCCAUUCUAUGAAACAUCUGCAGCACUUAGACAAUUUAUAGACGAUGCAUUUUACUCGUUAGUCAGACAAAUUCGGGCUAAAGAGAGAUCGCGGAAUUCGGUGCGUAAGCACAGCCGCUGGUGGCGAUUACGAUCGAUAUUUGCCUUUAUUUUCAGAAGAAAACAAAGACACAAUAGCAAUCAUCACUAUUCCCCGUGAAUGUGAUCAUUUUAAUAGAGGUCUUAUUUGAUAGCGUGUAUUUUAAAUUGAUAAAACAUAGCAACACAAAUGGUUGAAACUUCCAUAGAUUACAACGAACAAAAUUUUGUGUGAUUUUUUACAUUUUAUAGCAGUCUCUCUAGCCAGAGACUUAUUCACUCACAUCACACUGCCUUAUCUUUAACCCCAUUAUAUUUUGAACAUAACAAUGGAGACAUUAAACAUAGACUGCCAUACAUGGUUCUUAUCAUAGGCCCUGCAACAUUACGUUGAAUUAGAUUUAAUUGUCUUUACUGCUCAAAAAGGAGUUGAACAUAGGAUAUAUUGUACUACAUGAUAAAGGUUUUAGUUUUCUUGAGAGUACAGUUUUGAUAUGGCAGUAGUAUGACAGUAAUAGUAUUUUCACAAUUCUCUGUCUCCUGAUACGAUAGCUCUUUCAUUAUUAUUUAUUAAAAAGGCUGUUAAUGUUAUUUAUAGUAUAUUGUAUUGAGCAAAGUAAUAGAUAACUGAAAUUGAUAUGCCUAAUCCAUACAGGAAUAGUUUACUUACGUACUGUUUAAAUUAUUAUAGUCACGACCAGUUGUUGUCUCUUUCUAUGCAGAAUUUAAAUUUUAAUUGCCAGAAUACAACUGUUACAUACGACCAAAGAAAUUAACAUUCAGUGCUGAGGUAACAUGAAAUACAAAGUAAAGAAUUUGUAAAUGCGAGAUGUAGGGAAAGCUUUAUAAUACUAACUGUUAUCUUGUCCUAAUUAACGAUACGAAGUUAACAAUUUGAAUUUUAUUUAUACUAAUUUAGUUUUUACAGAAAUAAGAUUUACGAAUGAUUUUAUAUUGAAUUAAAAGUAGAUCAUUAUAAUGUAUAUGAAAGUUAUAAUUAUUUGUAAAGUUUACAGAUGUUACAUAUUUAAAAGUCGCACAAAGCGUAAGCAUUUUUAAAAAGACAUUUUACGAUCAAAAGAAAUAUUUACACGAAUAUAUUUUUAUGUUUAAAGAUUAAACGAAUAAUGAUAGCAGUUUGAAAUGAUAUAGCAAGUCAACAGAAUUUUACAUUUGUGGACUACCAAAACUUCUGAAAUGGCUCCUAAAAAAAAAAAAAAAAUCGAAGUUUAUUAAAUUAAAACUAACACUAUAUACGUAUACAUAUAAUAGACUCUAUUUUCACGAUUCCUGAUAUUUGUUAUUUAUUGAAAUUUUUAACUCGCGCAGCUUCAGAAUACACGCUUUCAUUUUUAGAGUGUGUAAGGAAGUAUACAGUUAUAGACGAAUCGUGACAGUUUAGCGAUAUAUUAAUAGAAUUAUAUGCUUUAAAUAGUUGCCACGUAAUAGAGCAAAUUUCUAAUGGCAAAUAGUCAUAAUAUAAAAGAAAAGAAUAGUUGAAUGUAAGUUUAUAUAAUAAACAUCUAGUCGUUACUUAAUGUUUCCUAGUCAAGUUUUGCAUUUUGUUAUACACAUAAUAAUUUACAGUUUAAAUAUGCAGUUAUAAAAUUUGAUUAAACCCGAUUUAACACGAUUGUUUGUAUGUUUAUGAU